Molecule: messenger RNA, 1481 nt
Organism: Orussus abietinus
Lineage: Eukaryota; Metazoa; Arthropoda; Insecta; Hymenoptera; Orussidae
Gene: mtd
Product: TLD domain-containing protein 2
Exons: 3
Coding region: 16-657 (213 amino acids)
Biological process (GO): response to oxidative stress
Cellular component (GO): nucleus
Source: RefSeq, a predicted model, not a curated record
CUCUCCAAUGGGCUAAUGCUUAAUCUUUCGUUUCUUCAGACGCUGUCUAUUAGCGAGGAGCUCAGGCGAGCUCUAAAUGCAAACACCGGGAUCUCCUUGGACACGGACGUGAUACUUCCCGAUCUGAUCGGCACGGAGGUGACGAUUCCGGAUCUGGUGGGCACUACCGAAAUCCUCAGCGAGGAACACAGAGAACACCUUUGCCGGCAUCUCUCUGCCAGGACCGAGGGCUACCCCUGGACUCUAGUCUUCAGCACGAGCCAACAUGGCUUCAGCCUCAACAGCAUGUAUCGCAAGAUGGCUAAAGUUGAGAGUCCGAUCCUUCUCGUCAUCGAAGACACGGAGGGGAAUGUUUUUGGUGCUUUAACGUCUUGCUCUUUGCACGUGAGCGACUACUUCUACGGUACCGGUGAAUCCCUCCUCUUCAGGUUCACGCCAAGGUUCCAAGCCUUCAACUGGACAGGCAACAACUCCUUCUUCAUCAAGGGAAACAACGAGAGUCUCGCAAUAGGCGCCGGAGACGGCAAAUUCGGACUGUGGCUGGACGGAGACCUGUACCAAGGAAGGACGCAAUCCUGUAGCACGUACGGCAACGAGCCGCUGGCACCCAGGGAGGAUUUCGUCGUGAAAACUUUGGAAUGUUGGGCAUUCAUAUAGGACACGGCUUCGUUCCUACCCACGAUUUCACUCUCGUCCUCGCCUCAGCCUAAUUUAACCUGAAUCGGAGGUUCCGCGACGGGACCCGACCUCAGAAGCAGGAGAGAAGUCGAAGGAGAUUUUCAACGGGUUUUGCGAAGCUGUCGUCGUUCGGAGAAGCGCCUCACCUUCCGAAACUUGGUAGUUUCGCUUCGUCGGAGGUGGAAGAAGUCGAUGAAGGCAACCGGACGGAUUGGGGAAUGUACAUACACGAGAGGAAGAGAAGUACUUUAGACUGAACCGCGGAAGGGAGGAUGGAACGCCGUAUGGGAAGCGGAUGAGAAAGGAGAGAGAAGAUCUUGCAACGGCAGAAAUGUCUACCCGUUAGCUCCCGAGGCCUUCGACGACUCGGCUUUUACAGACUGUCAUUUAUUCUUAAUUUUCCUUCCCUUUCUUUUUCUCUUCUUUUUUUAAUUAAGCGUAUUUAUUUUAUCCCGUUUCUUUUUAUAUAUAUAUAUAUAUAUAUCAUAUAUGCUAAACUCAAUCGAUACUCGGUCGAUCGUGCCGGAUCGAUGGGGGCACCUUUGCGCGACGCGUUUCGACGCCGUGAGUUGUCAAGAUUACGAUUACUUUGUGCCUCGAUCGCCGCCGGAAACGCGGACGAACGAAACAGUCGCCGCGGAGCACGAACGCUCGGACGAGGAUCGGAGCUACCAAAAGAUCAAAUUCUAAGCCAAUGGUAACCAGAGAUUCAACACGAUACUACGAAACGCUAACUAACCAUUUGUUGAUGUGUAGAUAAUGUAGAUAGUGAAUGUAAAUAUAUGUUACAGUCGUGUUGUAAU